Molecule: messenger RNA, 327 nt
Organism: Anisakis simplex (herring worm)
Lineage: Eukaryota; Metazoa; Nematoda; Chromadorea; Rhabditida; Anisakidae
Source: the annotation of a GenBank genome assembly
UCAGUACGAUUGAUAUUCGAUAUUGAACUGGAACGCGAGCAUGGGAGUGCUCAACGACAGCAUCGAUACACCUUAUAUAGUAACUUGAGUCCAUCAAGCAGCAAAUCGUUCGUGUCACUGCUCGAAGGAGGCGUUCAAUCGAUCAAUGUCACAAUCCCUCUACCAAGAUUCCUUCUCGCACCUCCACUCGGUGACCUCGCUUUUGCGAACGCUAUCAAUAUGGCACUGGAAAAGUCGAACACAACGGCCACAUGCGAAUUCAAGCAAACUUACUGGCACGUGAAGUUAGUUGCUUUGUUUUUCAUAAUUCGAUUCGAUUCAGUUUGA